Molecule: messenger RNA, 2548 nt
Organism: Cornus florida
Lineage: Eukaryota; Viridiplantae; Streptophyta; Magnoliopsida; Cornales; Cornaceae
Product: vacuolar protein 8
Exons: 2
Coding region: 345-2054 (569 amino acids)
Molecular function (GO): protein binding
Source: RefSeq, a predicted model, not a curated record
CUCUCUCUCUCACACACACACACACACACACACACACACAGGCCAUAGCUUCCUGAAAAGUAUAAUCUCUCUCCUCACCUAGAACCCCACACAGCCUCUCUCGAUAGCUUCGCUUUUCUCCAUUCUCGUGUCAGACCUCUUCUCCUCCAAGCCCCUCUCUCCCUCCACUUACCCUUCCAACUAAGCAAUCCUUCAUUUCAUCGUUUACAAAGCAGAGUGUCAUCAACAUCAAACCUAACUCUCUCUUCCUCUCUCUACACUUCUCUAUGUAUUCAAUUUCAACCUCUGAGCUUAUCUUCAACGCAUCCCUAUCCUAACCAGUGGGUCCAAAGCUACAGGCCCAAAUGCAUCCAACCGCCCCACAACCACCGUCGCCGCCGCCGCAGCCGCAAACCCUAGACCACAUCAACCACCUCCUCUCUGACCUCCUCCCUUCCUCCCUCUCCAUCACCUCCUUCACCGGCCGCUGGCGACUCCUCCACUCAAAACUCUGUUCUCUCAAGUCCUCUGUGUCCGAAAUCGUUGACUCCCCUCAGUGGUCCGAAAACCCACUGGUUCAAACCCUUCUUCCCAACCUCCUCUCCACUCUCCAACGCAUCCAGACUCUCUCCCACCAAUGCUCCGACCCUUCCUACAAUGUCGGGAAGCUCCUCAUGCAGAGCGACCUCGACAUGGCCACCUCCUGGCUCUCCAAGCACAUUCAGGACAUCGAUUUGCUUCACAGAUCCGGAGUCCUCCGUCAAUCCAAUGCCAUCGUUCUCUCCCAACCCGGUCCUGGUUCGGCCAAGGAAGAUUUAGGGUUUUUCAUUCGGGACCUCUUCACCAGGUUACAGAUCGGAGGGACUGAGUUCAAGAAGAAGGCUAUGGAGCAUCUGCUUCAGCUGCUCGCCGAUGACGAAAAGUCCGCGACUUUGGUUGCCAAGGAAGGUAAUGUUGGCUAUUUGAUUCGUUUGCUCGAUCUGAGUGCAAACCCUCUGGUUCGAGAACAGGCGGCCACGGCUGUGUCGAUUCUGGCCACGGCGAGUGAUCAGUCCAGGAAAUGUGUGUUCGAAGAUGGAGGAUUGGGACCUCUGCUCAAAAUCAUCGAGUCAGGGUCGACAGCGAUGAAGGAGAAGGCGGCGAUGGCCGUGGAAGCAAUCACCGGAGAUCCUGAUAAUGCUUGGGCGAUCUCCGCCUACGGCGGUGUUCCUGUGCUGAUCGAAGUGUGUAGGUCCGGAUCUUUGGCUGCACAAUCACACGCCGUCGGAGCAAUCAGAAACGUCGCCACCGUAGAAGAUAUCAGGAACGCUCUGGGGGAGGAAGGGGUGGUCCCUGUUCUAGUCCAGUUGCUGGUCUCCGGCACCGAUUCGGCACGCGAAAAGGCUGCGAAUUGCAUCGCAAUCCUCGCUUCCUCCGGCGAGUAUUUCCGAGCUCUGAUAUUGCAAGAGAGAGGAUUGCAAAGACUGCUUCAAUUGCUUCAUGACUCCUCCAGUUCAGACACAUUGGAACAUGUCUUGCGAGCGAUUUUCAUCCUCUCGAAUUCCGAGUCGACUGCAACGAUCUUAUCAUGUUCAACUUCUUUCAUUAUACAAAUCGCAGAGCUCGUCAAGCAUGGAAACAUCCUCGUUCAGCAAAUAUCUGCUUCGUUACUCGCCAAUCUGUCGAUAAGCGACGGCAACAAGCGAGCUAUAUCGAGUUGUAUGGGAUCUCUGGUGAAGCUAAUGGAGUCGUCGAAGCCGGAUGGGUUGCAGGAGGUGGCGGCGCGAGCGUUGGUGUCGCUGUUAACGGUCCGAUCAAAUCGGAAAGAUUUGGUGAGGGAUGAGAAGAGUCUCAUGAGAUUGGUUCAGAUGUUGGAUCCUAAAAUCGAAGUGGUUAGCAAGAAGUUUCCGGUAUCAGUGAUCGGCGCGAUCAUGGCGGGAGGGAGUGAGGGUUGCCGGAAGAGGCUGGUGGUGGCCGGAGCUCAAUUGCAGUUGCAGAGGCUUGCGGAGACGGAGGUCGCCGGAGCUAAGAAGGCGUUGCAGAGACUUUCCGGCAAUCGUCUCCGGAGUAUCUUCAGCAGGACUUGGAGGGAAUAACCACAAAAGUACAUAACCCCCGCCAACAAAGGAGGAGAGGAUUUGGAUUAUUCUAACCGUGGAAAGAAGAAAACUAUUUUUCCGGCAACAAAGGCACACUUCUUAUAUUCCAAGAUUUAUGUUAUAAUCUCGUAAUUUAUGGUUAUUAUAAAACCCACCAAAAAAAAAAAAAUUGUAGUUAUUCUAAAAAUUAUACUAUAUAUACAUAUGACAACGGCAUGGAUACGGUUUUUAGGGAGUAUCCUCAUUUUCUUUAUUUUUUAAUCUUAAUUGAUUGACUGUGGAGAACAAAUUGUGUGAAGAGCAAAGAGUGUUUGAUGUUUUUCUUGUAUUUUAAUUUAUUUAUUUAAAAAAACCCCUUAAAUCAUAUUUGUUUGGUAAUGUACCAUUUAAGGGAGUCGUGAUGUAUUGUAAUAACCAAGUUCUAAUUAGAGUGUGUGUAAACUCUUUUGCUUUGCUUUUCUUGAUAUUAUAUCCAAAUUAUCUUGUGCUUA